Molecule: messenger RNA, 1762 nt
Organism: Parasteatoda tepidariorum (common house spider)
Lineage: Eukaryota; Metazoa; Arthropoda; Arachnida; Araneae; Theridiidae
Product: UNC93-like protein
Biological process (GO): regulation of potassium ion transport; regulation of muscle contraction
Cellular component (GO): plasma membrane; striated muscle dense body
Molecular function (GO): potassium channel regulator activity
Source: RefSeq, a predicted model, not a curated record
CAAUCCAAAGCACAUACAUCUCUUUUGAAAUAAACAGUUGCCACAUAUCAGACUGUCUCGCCAAAAUUCGCGAGAAUUAAUUUCUUUCUUUUUAAGAUGUUGAAAGAAGGAAACGGGUGUGAGAUGCAUGAUCAGAUGACCGUUCAAAAUAUUUCAACUUAUACAGCUAUCUUACUUAAGGCUCAAAUGCAAAAGUCAAAGAAAAUGCAAUGAUAGAGAAUAUGAAUUUACUACAUGCAGGCACAUCAGAAAGGUAUAUUAGUGAUAAAUGUUUACAAAACGAAAAAAAAAAUAGUCUUUCAUUUUUCAAAAAUUCAAAGCACAUAAAGUCAACUCAAGACUAAUAAUGCACAGCAAAAGGAAGAUAUUGAAAAAUCUCACGGCCUUAGCAUUCGGCCAUUUCCUCGUGUUCACAGCAUUCGAUUCUUUGAGCAAUCUUCAAAGCACAGUCAAUCACGAAGAAGGCGUAGGAAUCAUCUCCCAGUCUGUCAUCUAUGCAUUUUUCACUGUUUCAUCCUUCUUUCUACCAACCUACCUCAUUAGAAAAUUUGGUUGCAAGAAAACUUUACUUAUAUCAGUGUUCAGUAUUUGUCCUUAUGUAGCUGCAAAUGCUUUCCCACAUUGGGGAACUUUAUUACCAACAGCGAUGCUAAGUGGUAUAUCAUUUGGACCACUAUGGGCUGCUCGAAGCACAUACGUUAAUGAAAUUGCUUUUCAAUAUUCAGCUUACACGAAAUCCUCAACAAGUGUAAUUAAUGCUUGGUUUUUUGGUAUUUAUUCAUUUUUCCAUGAAAACGCUGAAAUUUGGGGAAAUGUACUAUCGUAUUAUGUGCUUCGAGAAUCAUCCAAUGAAACAUUGAUUGCUUCUGAAAACGAAACCUUAAUUCAAUGUGGAGCGGAAUUUUGUGGUGUCAGUGCAGACGAUUUUAAUCCUAAUUUAGAACGACCUCCAGAUGAAAAGUGGCUAAAGCUUGUGAUAAUAUACAGUUGCUUUGUAAUUCUGGCUGGGAUUGUAAUUUUUUUCAUAGUGGAUCCACUAGAAAAAGAAACAGAUCCUAGAAUUAAAAAGUCUAAAGAAACAGGCUUAUCAGCCGAUCUUCUUAUAGCAACUUUAAAGCAUAUGCGAAACAAAGAUCAGCUGCUUUUGAUUCCUCUGUCAUUCUACUGUGGUUUAGCUGAUGGAUUUUACAACAGCGAUUUCACAAAAUCUUAUAUAGCAUGUGCAUGGGGUAUAUCUCAAGUUGGUUAUGUUACUAUAUGCUAUGGUGUUGUCUGUGCUGUGAUGGACUGUUCUUUAGGAUUUAUGGUAAAAUAUUUAACACGUAUGCCAGUAUUUUUAUUAGCUGCAGCAUCACAUUUCGCCAUGAUGCUAACACUUUUGCUAUGGAGACCAGAUGCCAACAACUUUAACCUCUAUUUCAUAUUAUCAGGAGUUUAUGGGAUUGGUGCAAGUGUUUGGUGGUCACAAAUAAUAGCACUUUAUGGUGUCAUUUUCAAAGACAAUGAAGAACCAGCAUUUUCAAAUUUCUAUUUUUGGAGUUCUUUAGGAUUUUCAACAGCCUAUGCUUACAGUAACAGUUUAUGUACAGAUAUAAAAAUUUACAUAUUGCUUAGUUUGUUGUUUAUAGCCAUAACUGCCUAUAUUUCUGUUGAAGUAAGAUUUAUUUGUAAAUAUAAAAAUCACAGAUUACAAAACAAUCAAAUUAACGAUAUUACUGAGUUGUAUUAAAUAAAUUGAAAUAAAAUUUUAUAAACUGUUGGC